Molecule: messenger RNA, 393 nt
Organism: Brenthis ino (lesser marbled fritillary)
Lineage: Eukaryota; Metazoa; Arthropoda; Insecta; Lepidoptera; Nymphalidae
Source: the annotation of a GenBank genome assembly
AUGUCGGGAAGCCGAUUUAUAUAUAUCAAUAUACAGUCCAAAAUGAAGACCAAGUUGACGUCAGUCACCUACCUCGGGUACACGGCGAUGGACAGACGAUUUUCGAUAUCUAUGCUGCCUUGGCUCUUACGGGAAAUUCGAGCAACUAGCAUUCGGGAAAAGUUAAGUGUAGCCGUAGAAGAUGGCUGUCUAAAGGCGUAUAACGGAAAUUUCGAGCCGAUUAUAGUUCACCGUCUAGUUGAUAUCUUGAGGGCAAGUCAAGUACCAGGAAGACCAAACGAGCUGUUCUACAUACUCCUCAAUGAGAAGGAGGGCUUACUGCAGUGUUACUUAUUCAUGGCGAGCACAGCGGUUGAGGUUAGUGCUUGUUUAUAUAAAGGAGUCAAAUUUCUU